This is a messenger RNA of Sclerotinia borealis F-4128, 462 nucleotides long. NCBI's taxonomy places the organism in Eukaryota, Fungi, Ascomycota, Leotiomycetes, Helotiales, Sclerotiniaceae. The record is from the annotation of a GenBank genome assembly.
AUGUCUUUCGAUAUGGAAUGGUCUCCAGAUUUCUGCCUUGCCUGUGAUAGGCAAACCGAUGGGAGUGUUUACUGCUCCGAAGCUUGCCGUCUCGCAGAGUACGAAAAAGCUUCCUCAAGUGACAACUCUCUCCCUUCAUCACCAUCCUCAUUUGGGGCAUCCUGGCCUUCCAAGCCCACAGGUUUCUACAUGGAGCCCGCAUACAAUUUCAGCCAAGCACAACCAUACGGAACCACCCCUUCAUCUCGCACCGCAUACUCCCAGCAACCAUCGAGAUCGUCUCCCGCCGCGAAGUCUUCCUUAACACCUUCGAGCUCCCAAUCCAGUCUUUUCUCAAUGCAAAGCACCAGUUCUACCUCCUCCGAGCCCGCACAAUUAUCCGCGGAAUCCAAGAAUGCAUUAAGGGCAUAUGCUAGCUCAUUCGAUCAAUCACGAAAUUCCAGAAGACAAUCCGGCAGUUAA